UCAGGCCUGGAGAAAGGCAGUCAGUACAGUUUCCAGGUAGCUGCCAUGACAGCUAACGGCACGGGCCCAGCCAGCGAGUGGUUCACCGCCGAGACGCCAGAGAAUGACCUUGACGAGAGCCAAGUCCCGAACCAGCCGAGUUCCCUCCACGUCCGACCACUGCCCAACAGCAUCAUCAUGAGCUGGACUCCUCCCCUAAACCCCAACAUCCUAGUACGGGGUUACAUCAUUGGCUACGGAGUAGGAAGUCCCUACGCUGAGACGGUCAGGGUGGACAGCAAGCAGCGAUACUACGCCAUAGAAAACCUGGAGCCCAGUUCCCACUAUGUCAUCUCCCUGAAGGCGUUCAACAAUGCAGGAGAGGGUGUCCCUCUGUAUGAGAGUGCUGUGACCAGGUCUAUAACAGAUACGUCCACCCCCAUGAUCCCCCCAGUAGGUGUCCAGGCCGUGGCCCUGACCCCAGACUCUGUCAGGGUCAGCUGGGCAGACAACUCCAUGACCAAGAACCAGAAGACCACUGAGGUCCGCUACUACUCAGUCAAGUGGAAGACCAGCUACUCUACUAGCGGGAAGUUCAAGUCUGCAGACACUACAGCCCUCAGCCACACCGUCACUGGCCUCAAACCCAACACCAUGUACGAGUUUGCUGUCAUGGUUACCAAGGGCCGUAAGUCCAGCACGUGGAGUAUGACAGCUCACGCUACUACGUACGAAGCAGCUCCCAGCUCCGCCCCUAAGGACCUGACGGUGAUCAGCAGGGAGGGAAGACCCAGAGCCAUCCUGAUCAGCUGGCAACCCCCCAUGGAGGCUAACGGACGAGUCGUGG
Messenger RNA from Salvelinus sp. IW2-2015, 826 nucleotides. RefSeq names its product netrin receptor DCC-like. The transcript is spliced from 6 exons. The record is from RefSeq and is a predicted model, not a curated record. Gene Ontology annotation, molecular function: protein binding. Gene Ontology annotation, cellular component: axonal growth cone; cell surface; plasma membrane. The annotation marks the transcript as partial. Gene Ontology annotation, biological process: axon guidance; cell-cell adhesion; neuron migration. NCBI's taxonomy places the organism in Eukaryota, Metazoa, Chordata, Actinopteri, Salmoniformes, Salmonidae.